This is a messenger RNA of Pseudopipra pipra, 599 nucleotides long. RefSeq names its product diazepam binding inhibitor, acyl-CoA binding protein (gene DBI). The transcript is spliced from 4 exons. Gene Ontology annotation, biological process: fatty acid metabolic process. Lineage: Eukaryota; Metazoa; Chordata; Aves; Passeriformes; Pipridae. The coding region runs from base 110 to 373 and encodes 87 amino acids. Gene Ontology annotation, molecular function: fatty-acyl-CoA binding. The record is from RefSeq and is a predicted model, not a curated record.
GCGGCGCUGCUGAUUGGGCGGUGGCGGGUGAGGCGAGGGGAGAGGCGCGCGCGCGGCGGGGGCGGCGCGGCAGAAGCGGCGGCGCCGGGAGAGCAGAGGGGCUGCAGCGAUGACCGAGGCCGCGUUCCAGAAGGCCGCCGAGGAGGUGAAGCAGCUUAAGUCGCAGCCCGCGGACCAGGAGAUGCUCGACAUCUACAGCCACUACAAACAGGCCACGGUGGGCGACGUGAACACGGAACGCCCUGGUAUGCUGGACUUCAAAGGCAAAGCAAAGUGGGAUGCCUGGAGUGCAUUGAAAGGAAUGUCCAAAGAAGAUGCAAUGAAAGCUUACAUAGCAAAAGUGGAAGAACUAAAGGCCAAAUAUGGCAUCUGAGGACUGGAUAUAGCAGCCACAUGCACGCCUGAAACAUGCCUUAUUUCUAAUACUGUGGAAAACUGGUUUCCAAGAGUAAUCUUAAAUACCUAGUGUGUUACAGUUGUUUCUCCUCAUGCCUGUACUUCAGGAGAAGUUAUGUACCUGCCUAAUAAUGUACUGACACAUUAUAAAUUCCUUCUGGGAACAAAAUCUGGAACUCAUUAAAGUGAAUUUGGUACUUAAA